Laccaria bicolor S238N-H82 is the source of this 1683-nucleotide messenger RNA. RefSeq lists its product as uncharacterized. The transcript is spliced from 6 exons. The coding region runs from base 1 to 1683 and encodes 560 amino acids. NCBI's taxonomy places the organism in Eukaryota, Fungi, Basidiomycota, Agaricomycetes, Agaricales, Hydnangiaceae. The record is from RefSeq and is a predicted model, not a curated record.
AUGCUAUUCCAGUAUCUCGCACAUCGCAAGGCUUGUGAAACGAAACAGGAAGAGCGACGACAGCGCAUCACCGAUGUCGCCACAGCUUUCCACUUGUCGGAACCACUGACAGCUCAGGAGGUUGAGGUCCUCGCUGAACCUAUUUCGACCCUCGUCUCUGCCGUACAAACCGGCAAGGCUGACCCAGUCGACAUCUUGAGGGCUUAUGGGAAGAAAGCGCUCAAGGCUCAGGAGGCCACAAAUUGUUUGACAGAGGUUAUGAUUUUUGCGGCGCUCAGUUGGGCACAGGGGUGUAAUCGAGAUGGUCCUCUAGCCGGGGUGCCCGUUAGCCUCAAAGACACGGUCAGCGUGAAGGGUUGGGACGGGUGUAUUGGCUACUCGGCGUGGGUAGGCAAGCCCGCUACGAAAGAUUCAGCCCUCGUUCGCCUCCUACGCGAUGCCGGUGCAGUCCCUUUUGUCAAAACCGCCGUUCCUAUCACUCUCCUCUCCUUCGAAAGUGCCUCGGACGUCUUCGGCCGCGCCACAAAUCCCCACAAUAGCAAAUACUCACCGGGAGGCUCGACCGGCGGUGAAGCCGCUCUUUUGGCGUACGGAGGUUCACGCAUAGGUAUUGGCACGGAUGUGGCUGGUUCUGUGAGGGUACCCGCGCAUUAUUCUGGGGUGUACACCAUCAAGGCAUCGACUGGGAGGUUUUUGAAGAUGGGCAACAAUACCAGUAUGCUCGGGCAAGAGGGCGUUGCGCCAGUUUAUUCCCCUAUGGCGAGGACUUUGGAAGACUUAGAGACGUUCUGGAAGGCGAUUAUGAGUAUGUCACCCUGGAAUUAUGAUCACUCGGUACUUCCCAUCCCUUGGAGGGUCGUCUAUUUGAACAAAGCCCCUCUCCGAUGGGGCGUUAUGUGGGAUGACGGUGUCGUCCGCCCUUCUCCCGCAUGCAAACGAGCCCUUGAGAUCGUCGUUGGCACUCUUAAGAAACAUGGCCACACCGUCGUUGAUGUCACCCCUCCUAGCCCAUACGAAGGCCUUCAACUCGCCUCCGCCCUCCUUCUCGCCGACGGAUGCAAGACCGCCACAGCUCCCAUGCGCUCAUCCUUCAUAGAAUCCAACGACCCGGGCAUGAUCCAAGCCCUGGGCAUCUUUCGGCUUCCCAGGCUCUUACGCUGGCUAUACACCCUUUACGUGCGUUAUGUGAAGCGUGACGAGGUUUACGCGGGGCUUUUGGACGGGUUCCAUGAGAAGAGUGUUGUGGAGUUCUGGCCUUACAUUGCAAAGAGGGAGGAUUAUAAAGGGCGGUGGUUUGAGUUUUGGAAAGAGCAGGAAAAGUUGGACUUUCUUCUUACUGUUCCGAACGCAUUGCCCGCUGUCCCUCACGGGGGGAUGAAGGAAGGUUGGAGGGCAUCCGGUUAUACUUUCUUGUUUAACCUUCUGGAUUAUGCUGCGGGCGUUCUUCCUGUCACGCAUGUGGACUCUACGUUGGACGAAUUACCCCCCGGUGCUUUCAGGCCCCGCAAUGCCGUCGAGCAAGGUGCUUACAAGGCCCAUAAUGCCAAAGCGAUGCACGGUCUCCCCGUUGGUGUUCAGGUUGUAGGUCAAAGGCUUGAGGAGGAGAAGGUCAUGGAGGGUAUGAAGAUUAUUGAAAGGAUGUUGAGAGAGGGUGGAAAUGCCUAUGAAUUGUUGAACGUGUAG